AUGCCCGAACUCUUCCUGCAUUACUUUUGUAGCCAUCUACAGGAGAAGGCUUGUGGGGAUUCCACUAUUCCCCUUCUAGUGGCAACAGUGUCGUCGAUGAUUGGAACAGACAACCUAUUGAGGAGGUGUGUGACCACGGAAAAGGCUAAAAGUAUAUUGUGGCACUGUCAUAAUUCUCCCCGCGGAGGUCAUUACAGUGGGGACAAGACAGCUGUGAAGCGGACUGGAGGUAUAUCAUGGAGAAAUGAGAUGCCCCUUCAGAAUAUCAUUGAAGUAGAAGUUUUUGACUGUUGGGGUAUUGACUUCGUCGGUCCCCUUCCAUCAUCUUAUGGAAAUGAAUACAUACUGGUGGCUGCGGACUAUGUCUCUAAAUGGGUAGAGGCUGUAGCUGCUCCCCCCAAGAAUGAUGCCAAGAUAAAAGUACUGGGGCAUUAUAAUGUCACUCACAAGGUGGCUUCCCCUUAUCAUCCCCAAACCAAUGGUCAGGCUGAAGUAUCCAACAGGGAAUUAAAGAAGAUUUUAGAGAAGACUAUGGCAUCCUCAAGGAAGGACUGGGCUACCAAAUUGGAUGAUGCCUUGUGGGCUUAUCGAAUCGCUUUCAAGACUCUUAUAAGACUGUCUCCUUUCCAUAUGUUCUAUGGUAAGGCUUGUCAUCUACCAGUAGAGAUGGAGCAUAAGGCCUAUUGGGCACUGAGAUUCCUGAAUUUUGAUGAAGUUUUAUUUGGUGAGAAGCGAAAACUACAACUCCUAGAGCUGGAAGAAAUGAGGCUCAAUGCAUAUGAGUCUUCCAAGUUGUAUAAACAGAAGAUGAAGGCCUACCAUGACAAGAAAUUGCUGAAGAAGAGUUUUCAACCAAGACAACAAGUUCUGCUCUUCAAUUCUAGACUUAAGCUGUUCCCGAGCAAACUCAAGUCCAAAUGGUACCAAGUUUUUGACUGA
Glycine soja is the source of this 939-nucleotide messenger RNA. RefSeq lists its product as uncharacterized. Gene Ontology annotation, biological process: DNA integration. The transcript is spliced from 6 exons. The coding region runs from base 1 to 939 and encodes 312 amino acids. The record is from RefSeq and is a predicted model, not a curated record. NCBI's taxonomy places the organism in Eukaryota, Viridiplantae, Streptophyta, Magnoliopsida, Fabales, Fabaceae. Gene Ontology annotation, molecular function: nucleic acid binding.